UGUCACAACUUACAAGUAAUCGAUUAUUCGGGGCUCGCCAUGGCCGCACGACCGCUGCAGCUUUAUGUCCUAUGCAUAUUUAUUUGCGGCCACCAAUUUUACCUCGUCCUUCAGCUCGCCACCCACAUGACUACUUAUCAGCUUGGAUAUGACAGGUCGGCUUGCUUGAGGGACAUUCGUACUAUCAGGUUGGAUAUCCUUUCUUGCUGGUACAGAUGGCGAUACACGUUUGAGGAAGACUGGGCCCUUCCAUAUGGUCUUCUUUGUCUUUACUAGGUCGCCAUACAGUCGCGUAGCGAGCUUUAUUGGUUGCGAAUAAGAAGGGAUCUGAUGUUUUG
Messenger RNA from Suillus fuscotomentosus, 338 nucleotides. RefSeq lists its product as uncharacterized. Bases 40 to 276 code for a protein of 78 amino acids. The transcript is spliced from 2 exons. NCBI's taxonomy places the organism in Eukaryota, Fungi, Basidiomycota, Agaricomycetes, Boletales, Suillaceae. The record is from RefSeq and is a predicted model, not a curated record.